Molecule: messenger RNA, 939 nt
Organism: Epinephelus lanceolatus (giant grouper)
Lineage: Eukaryota; Metazoa; Chordata; Actinopteri; Perciformes; Serranidae
Gene: ube2t
Product: ubiquitin-conjugating enzyme E2T (putative)
Source: RefSeq, a predicted model, not a curated record
CUGACAGAAGAAGAAGAGUGACCGCGGGCGGUGUUGAUGACGCAGGAAGAGGGAAAUCCAAAACAGCUCGCCUCGCGUCCCCUUCAGCUGGAAGUGAAGAAGUAAAGUUGAGCCCUGACAGCGGUUGUAAAGUGGAAGGCAGUUGUUAAAGCGGGAGAAAAGAUGCAGAGGGCUUCCCGUUUGAAACGUGAACUUCAGAUGCUGAGCACCGAGCCACCUCCCGGGAUAACAUGCUGGCAGACUGAGGAGAGGAUAGACGACCUCCGGGCACAGAUAGUGGGCGGAACUGGGACGCCAUAUGAAGGUGGACUCUUCUCCUUGGAGAUCAAGGUCCCAGAGAGGUACCCAUUUGAACCUCCCAAAAUGCGAUUCUUGACCCCCAUCUACCACCCAAACAUUGACAACUCAGGACGCAUCUGCCAUGAUGCCCUCAAACUUCCGCCAAAGGGUGCCUGGAAGCCAUCCCUAAACAUCUCCACAGUCCUCACCUCCAUUCAACUGCUCAUGGCUGAGCCCAAUCCAGACGACCCGCUCAUGGCUGAUAUAUCAUCAGAGUUCAAAUACAACAAACAGCUGUUCAUGGAGAAGGCCAGGAAGUGGACAGAAGAACAUGCUGUUCAGAAGAACAUGGGAGUCGUGGAGAGCAACAAAGAAAAUACUCCAGAUCAGAAUGUUUCAUCCCGCAAACGGGAGGCUGGCAGUGCACAAACGGAGACAGAGGAGCCCGCAAAGAAAACCUGUGCCUAGUUUCAGUUUCACACAGGACAGCCACAGGACUCCCUUCUCUGACGCCACCAUGCUUUAUAUGCCUGUCUAUUUGUAAAGAGUUUAAUUUUAAAUUUUAAUUUAGCGCUGACGCCUUCUUACAUUUACUUUGUAUGCAUUCUCCUUCUUAAUCCAAAAAUACCCACAUAUUCAUAUGUAUAUUUGUUUUGUGUU